UAGUAUAUGAAUAAUAUGUUUGUAAUUUCAGGGAGUGCGACCUUUGCCCUGUUAGCAUACCAGUCGCUGUCAUCAGGUGGCCAGUUCUUUCUACGACAGAAGAUUAACACGGGGCUAGUUUUAACCUGGGCUUUGAGACUAGGGUCGUAUUUAGUAACUAGAAUAAUGAAAGAUGGAGAAGAUAAAAGGUUUAAUAACGUGAGAGAUAAACCAAGUAUCUUCUGGAUCUACUGGACAAUCCAAGGUGUAUGGAUAUUUAUCACUCUACUACCAACUUUAAUAGUGAACAGUAAACAACGUGAUAGAGAUCUAACUACUAAUGAUUAUAUAGGCUGGGCGAUCUGGGCUCUAGGAUUCUUCUUUGAAGCUGUUGGGGAUUACCAGAAAUCAGUGUUCCGAGCAAACCCUGAUAAUGCAGGUAAAUUUAUCAGCACUGGUUUAUGGAGUAUUUCCAGACAUCCAAAUUAUUUUGGUGAAAUUUUAAUGUGGUUAGGAAUCUACAUAUCGUCUACUUCCGUUCUAAAAGGUGUUGAGCAUAUUGGAGUUAUCUCUCCUGUGUUUGUAGCCUAUCUGUUAACGCGAGUUAGUGGAAUACCUCUACUAGAGAAAUCCUCGGCUAAGCGAUGGGGUUCAUCACCAGCUUAUCAACAGUACGUUAAAUCCACAGCUAAACUUAUUCCAUAUAUUUUCUGAAUUAACAAUGAACGAUCUCGGGUUUCCCAAUUUUGUAUAUUACAAGAUGUCCUCUAAUUAUUAUUUUUUUUUAUUGUUCUGGAAUUGUUUAUAAUAAAAGUUUACGAAUUAAA
This is a messenger RNA of Patella vulgata (common limpet), 806 nucleotides long. RefSeq lists its product as uncharacterized. Bases 7 to 693 code for a protein of 228 amino acids. The record is from RefSeq and is a predicted model, not a curated record. Gene Ontology annotation, cellular component: membrane. Gene Ontology annotation, molecular function: oxidoreductase activity, acting on the CH-CH group of donors. The transcript has 4 exons. Gene Ontology annotation, biological process: lipid metabolic process. NCBI's taxonomy places the organism in Eukaryota, Metazoa, Mollusca, Gastropoda, Patellidae.